UACACUUAAUUACCUUUGUCAUGCUUUUAGGUUACCCAUGCAGUUGUUACUGUACCAGCCUACUUCAAUGAUGCCCAACGCCAGGCAACCAAAGAUGCUGGAACUAUUGCUGGAUUGAAUGUCAUGAGGAUCAUCAAUGAGCCUACAGCAGCUGCUAUUGCUUAUGGCCUAGAUAAGAGAGAAGGGGAAAAGAACAUCCUGGUGUUUGACUUGGGUGGUGGAACCUUCGAUGUGUCUCUUCUCACCAUUGAUAAUGGUGUCUUUGAAGUCGUGGCCACUAAUGGAGAUACUCAUCUGGGUGGAGAAGACUUUGACCAGCGUGUCAUGGAACACUUCAUCAAGCUCUACAAAAAGAAGACUGGCAAAGAUGUUAGGAAAGACAACAGAGCUGUGCAGAAACUCCGGCGUGAGGUAGAAAAGGCCAAACGGGCCCUGUCUUCUCAACAUCAAGCAAGAAUAGAAAUUGAGUCCUUCUAUGAAGGAGAAGACUUCUCUGAGACCCUGACUCGGGCCAAAUUUGAAGAGCUAAACAUGGACCUGUUCCGUUCAACCAUGAAGCCUGUCCAGAAAGUGCUGGAAGAUUCUGAUUUGAAGAAGUCGGAUAUUGAUGAAAUUGUUCUUGUUGGUGGCUCUACUCGAAUCCCAAAGAUCCAACAACUGGUUAAAGAGUUCUUCAAUGGCAAGGAGCCAUCCCGUGGCAUAAACCCUGAUGAGGCCGUAGCAUAUGGUGCUGCUGUCCAGGCUGGUGUACUCUCUGGUGAUCAGGAUACAGGUGACCUGGUACUGCUUGAUGUAUGUCCCCUUACACUUGGUAUUGAAACUGUGGGAGGCGUCAUGACCAAACUGAUUCCAAGGAACACUGUGGUGCCCACCAAGAAGUCACAGAUCUUUUCUACAGCUUCUGAUAAUCAGCCAACUGUUACAAUCAAAGUUUAUGAAGGUGAACGACCCCUGACGAAAGACAAUCACCUUCUGGGAACUUUUGAUCUGACUGGAAUUCCUCCUGCUCCCCGAGGGGUCCCACAGAUCGAAGUCACCUUUGAGAUAGAUGUGAAUGGCAUUCUUCGAGUGACGGCUGAAGACAAAGGUACAGGCAACAAAAAUAAGAUCACAAUUACAAAUGACCAAAAUCGCCUGACACCAGAAGAAAUUGAAAGGAUGGUUAAUGAUGCAGAGAAGUUUGCUGAGGAAGACAAAAAGCUCAAGGAGCGCAUUGAUACUAGAAAUGAAUUGGAAAGUUAUGCCUAUUCGCUAAAGAAUCAGAUUGGAGAUAAAGAAAAGCUGGGAGGUAAACUUUCCUCCGAAGAUAAGGAGACCAUGGAAAAAGCCGUAGAGGAAAAGAUUGAGUGGUUGGAAAGUCACCAAGAUGCAGACAUUGAAGAUUUCAAAGCUAAAAAGAAGGAACUAGAAGAAAUUGUUCAGCCAAUUAUCAGCAAACUCUAUGGAAGUGCAGGCCCUCCCCCAACUGGUGAUGAGGAAUCAGCAGACAAAGACGAGUUGUAGACACUGCUAGUGCUGUACUAUUGUAAAUACUGGACUCAGGAACUUUCGUUAGGAGAAAAUUGAGAACUUAAUUCUCGAAUGUAAUUGGAAUCUUCACCUUGGAGUGGAGUUGAAAAUGCUACAGCCCAAGUGGCCGUUUACUGCUUUUCAUUAGCAGUUGCUCAUGUCUUGGGGUGGGGGGAGAGGAGUAAUUGGCUAUCUUAAAAAGUGGGUAAAAAAGCUGGGUUAGGGCGUGUUGUCACCAUGGAAACGUUCUAUUUAACAAUUGGGUCAUGUGCAUCUGGUGGAGGAACUUUAUUUUCUACCAUAAAUGACACCAAUAAAUGUUUGUUAUUUACA
Molecule: messenger RNA, 1842 nt
Organism: Hipposideros armiger (great roundleaf bat)
Lineage: Eukaryota; Metazoa; Chordata; Mammalia; Chiroptera; Hipposideridae
Product: 78 kDa glucose-regulated protein
Exons: 5
Coding region: 124-1503 (459 amino acids)
Molecular function (GO): ATP-dependent protein folding chaperone; ATP binding
Source: RefSeq, a predicted model, not a curated record